GGCUGUGGUGUCAUGAGGCACCUGCAUCCAGCCUUGCAAGCAGCAAUCCUAUCGCCAUGGUCUUGGCCUUGCUGUCUCCAGCACUGCCAGGAGAGCUGGGCCUGCAGAUCCCAGGGGUUAAAAUCCCUCUGGAGCCAGUUCCUGGGGGUGGCCCAGAUCUGCUGGCUGAUACAGAGAAGGAUAGGCCUGUGCCCCCACAACCUCCUUUCAGAACACCCCCGCCCCAGUGCAGAAGCAGGGAGGACUCCUUGCACCCCCAGUGCUCUGUGUAGCCCAGAGCGGUGGCAUGUGCUGGUGCAUUUAGAUUCAGACGGGGGCCUGGCACAGACAGCUCUGGCCCUCCCCACGUGGGAGCUGGCAGGGGCAUGGCUACCCCUUUGGAGCUGUUGUUGCUCCUGUGUAUUGCAUUUACAUUCUGCUCUCCGUGUUGUUGUGAGCCCUGUCCCUUGUGGUCCAGCAUCCGACAGCCACUCCAAUUACCAGGGGAGCAUUUCUAGUCUCUCCUCCCAGGAGUGUCGUGUUCCCGGCGCAGCGCGUCCUGCGAGCUUGCAGCAAGGAUGGAGAGCUUCGUCCAACACUGCAUGUUCUCCAUGCCCUGCCUUCCUCUUCCAUUACUCAACUCCAGCCUUCCCCUCCCCACAGAUUCUAGACUCUGCAUCGUUCCUCUGCGUACUCGACUCCAGCGUUCCCCUCCUUGCAGGUUCUAGACUCUGCAUCGUCCCUGUGCGUACUCGACUCCAGACUUCCCCUCCCUGCAGGUUCUAAACUCCCCACCCAUCCCUCCCUCCUCGUCCUCUGCUCCCUGCCCAGGCCUUCCUCCACAUCUGUGGCUCCCAGCAGGUGGCAUGUGUUCCCCACAGUGCAUUGAUGCUAGAGCGCGGCACAGAGCCUCGCUUGCAUCGCAAGGCCUAGUCCUUGGAGCAUGAGCUCUUUGGGGCCUGGACUCAUACGGAUACAGCACCUAGCACAAUGGGGCCCAUGCAGGCUUAAUAGGCUUCUAGCAUACAAAUAACAAUACCAAGGUUGUCCCAAAGCAGAGACACACUGGCCUGUCACAGCAUUUAUUAGUCCGCUAGCCCCCCACAUCCCUCACUGCCCCACAGCCACAGCCCCACUGUGUGCAGUGCUAGGGUCCGCAUGGCCAACCGGCUCCGGAACGGAAGCUGCAUGCUGGGAUAUGACAGCGCAGCUGGAGGGCGCGUGCCACAAGCACUACACGAUAGGGUACCCUGAUCCCUUGACAUAUUCUGCUCUGAGAUGUGUGCCUGCAGCCAAGAUGCCAGCUGGUCAUGGGCAGGGUCAGAGAGCAUCCCUCACGCAAGUCUGCCUGGUCUGUGCCAGGCUAAUUCUCCUUGCAGCACAGCCUGGAAAACAGUCCAGUGGGCAGCUCGUGACAGCCAGUGCUAUGGCAAAUCACUGUUAGGGAAGGAAACUGGCACCUGUGCAAUGAGGCAUCUAAGACACAGCUGGGCCACCAGGGAAUGGUGCGAGCGGCACAGAGGCUGGGAUGAGCGACUGCAAGACACUUAAUAGCCGCCCCUCUGGAGCCACCAAUUGCACAGGUGACUUCCAAACUCCAGAGAGGCUCCAGGCAUCCUCAACACUAUAGAAGACAAGGCGGCGCUAGGAGAUCACGGUGCCAAGGGCACGCUGCUCACCCCCAGGGGCACUCAAAAGACACAGGUGGGGAGAAAAGCAGCCGGACAUUGCAGAGCAAGCAACAGCAAACAGUUGUUACCAGCGCCUCUCCGGGUGACAAUGUGGGACUAAGAGCUGCAGCCAGCCCGGGGACCAACAGAAAAGAUUUAGCUGCUUGGGUCCCUACUAGACCUUGGGUGCUGGUUUACCCAGAAGCCAGUUCAUGCAUUCCUAUACUAUGGCGUCGCCAGACAGGAUGAGUGGCUCAGAUACCGGCCUGGAGGAGCCAGAGCUCAACAUUACUCUCACCCUCCGGAUGCUCAUGAACGGGAAGGAGGUUGGUAGCAUCAUCGGCAAGAAAGGCGAGACUGUUAAGAGGAUACGGGAACAAAGCAGCGCCCGGAUCACCAUCUCUGAGGGAUCUUGUCCUGAGCGGAUCACCACCAUCACAGGAUCCACAGAUGCUGUCUUCAGAGCCGUCUCCAUGAUCGCCUUCAAACUUGAGGAGGACCUGGGGACAGGAGCCGCCAACGGAGGAGCUGUGUCCAAACCGCCAUUGACACUGCGGCUGGUCAUCCCGGCCAGCCAGUGCGGUUCUCUCAUUGGCAAAGCUGGUGCCAAAAUCAAGGAGAUCCGGGAGAGCACGGGAGCACAGGUCCAGGUGGCAGGAGACCUGCUGCCCAAUUCCACGGAGCGGGCGGUCACAGUCUUGGGCGUGCCAGACGCCAUCAUCCAGUGUGUGCGGCAGAUCUGCGCUGUCAUCCUGGAGUCGCCGCCAAAAGGGGCCACCAUUCCCUACCAUCCCUGCCUCUCCCUGGGGACGGCUCUCCUCUCGGCCAGCCAGGGCUUUUCCAUGCAGGGCCAGUACAGCGGGGGGCCUCAAGCCGAGGUGACAAAAUUGCAGCAACUCUCUGGGCAUCCUGUUGCCUUCACCUCUCUGGGCCAGGCACCCUCCCUGGUCCCAGGCCUGGACGCCAGCCCCCAGAGCAGCUCGCAGGAGUUCCUGGUGCCCAAUGACCUGAUUGGCUGCAUCAUUGGCCGCCAGGGCAGCAAGAUCAGCGAGAUCCGGCAGAUGUCCGGCGCGCACAUCAAAAUUGGGAACCAGAGCGAGGGCUCCAGCGAGCGCCAUGUGACCAUCACGGGGACCCCAGUCAGUAUCACUCUUGCCCAGUACCUCAUCACAGCCUGUUUAGAGACAGCCAAAUCUACCUCCCAGAUGCCCCCCAUCUCCAGCCCCGUUGACCUCAGCAUGACCUUCUCCCAGUCCCUCAAUCCAUCGCCGGGCCCCACGCUGACAGCGGUAGCCACACCUCCUCCCACCUUGCUGGGCGGCCCUUAUGCCAUCUCCCUGUCCAACUUCAUCGGCCUCAAGCCCGUCCCCUUCCUGACGCUGCCCCCUUCCUCGGCUGCGGGGCACAACGGCAGCCUCGCCACCUACACGACCAAGAUCUCCACAGCCAACGGCGCCAAGAAAACAGAGCGGCAGAAGUUCUCCCCAUACUGAGGCUGGUGGGUGGGAGGGUGGCAGGCCAGAGAGGAAGGGGGAGACCACAGGAUGCCACCCCCCAGUUUGUGGGACACCAACAGCGCCACUCCAAGGCAGGCACCUGAGCCAGCGCCACCCCAUACUGGGGCAUCCCAAGCCAUAUGUGGGGAUGGAUGGAGAGGUAGGGAACGUGGAGGAGGGCAGCCUGGAGCCCAGCUGUCCCUGGUGCGUCUUCUCUGGACAAUGGGGUGGGGGCUGUCUCAGCCUUGCACCCCCUCCGUCUCCCACUUCUCCACUCCUGGAGAGGCUGGCUCUGUCCCCGUUAGCUUUAGUGCUGUAAUUUUUAGGGGAAGUUCCCAUCCCCCCCAGCCCUUGGAGUUGGAGGGCACUCUCACCUGACAGCGCAGUGCGGGCCACGCUCACCCUGGGCGGGCGGGCGACAGGGCGAGGCUAGAGGCCAGUUUGAGCAUAGCUUGAGGCCCAUGCCGUGCUGCUGCUGGAUGGCUGGGGGCUGCUGGGAAGGACAGAACUGGAAUCAGUCACACUCUGCCCAGGAGUCGGCGCUUUUAUGAUCUCCAAGUACCUAGACUUGCACCAAGCUGGAAACUCAGACUCGAGCUCUGGCCUCCCCUCCACACACAGAGCCCUGCUGGGAACCAGGCAACAGGCUGGGUCAGAUUUAGAGGGCUACCCUCCAGCAGAAAAGUACCUGGCCUGAAGGGAAUUCAAGGCAAAUGCUCAGAAUAUCACAGCGCCUGCUCCUCUUCUCUGCCGGGACAGGGGAGACUCCCCCACAGGUUCCUGUGACUCUGGGCAGGGGCAUGGUCGGGUAUAUAUUGGGCUAGCCUUGUGGCUUAUCAGCUGCUACAGUAACUACAGCUCUGGGAAACUGAUAGUGGCUAAUCAGGAAUGCUCCUGGCCUAUCCCUGGGGCAGAACCCCAGCUCUGGCAGCUAAUGCAUGGGCUCAUUUGUUCCAAGGACUCAUUGGCUGUUGGAGUCAGUCGUGACUGGAUGGAGACACCAGUCAAAGCUUCUUAUGUUUUGCCCCUUCCCGCAUUGGUUCCAUGGAGUAACUCCUGGCUCUGCUUUCUCCUUGGAGGAAGCUCCCAGGUUCUGCCCUCCCAAGGAUCCAUUACCAGGGCUCUUCCCCAGACCGCACAAAGUCACGUGAUGGAUGGAUGGAUGACACCCACAGUCUCCUCCUUGAUGGGAAGUUGCACCCUUGGAGGUGCAUCCAGUGCCUUCCUCAUGGGUGGAGCAUGGGGUUGGGAGAGGGAAACCAGACUAACAGCCCUAAAUAAAGUCCUUCCCCUCCCCCAGUUAUCCUAACAGAUCAGACCAGGGGAGAGAGAGCGAGCCAGGCCUUUCUCGCUCAAUUGCUUUCCUGCUAGGGGGAUCAGAGGAGGCAGGGCAGGACUGUUUCAUUCUUAGACGUACUCCGCGGUGGAGCAGGUGCAUCAUGAAGCAUCCAGCUGGGCUGUGUGCGUUGAAACAGCAGAGAGACUGGUGACUCCGAACAAGGGAUUACAAGGUGCUAACAAACUGACUGAGUCUGGAGUGAGAGCAUAGGGUCAAGUAACUGCGCAGCGAGACUGUUCCUUAGCAAUCAGCUGUGUUCAUCUGGCACUGAACAUGCGCUGUCCUGGGUGUCUGAGACCCUGGUUCCCACUUUAGAAACACCAUGAUCCAAACAGCCUGUAGCCCCACUG
Messenger RNA from Chelonoidis abingdonii (Abingdon island giant tortoise), 4834 nucleotides. RefSeq names its product poly(rC) binding protein 4 (gene PCBP4). Gene Ontology annotation, molecular function: RNA binding. NCBI's taxonomy places the organism in Eukaryota, Metazoa, Chordata, Testudines, Testudinidae. The record is from RefSeq and is a predicted model, not a curated record.